AUGGCAGUGACGCGAGCGUGCUUGAUCGCGCUGGUCGUGGCCCUCGCGGUCGUGGAGGCGGCGGCGGGCGCUGCCGCCGGGACGUCGGAGCAGCGGCGGCGGCAGGUGCGAAGCCUCCUCAAGAGGCUCAACAAGAAUCCUCUCGCAAGCAUUCAGAGUGCAGAUGGAGAUAUCAUAGACUGUGUGCCCAUCUCCAAACAGCCUGCAUUGGAUCAUCCACUCCUCAAGAACCAUACUAUCCAGAUGCAUCCUUCUUACCACCCAGAAGGCCUGAGCGAUGACUCCAACAUCGCACCACAUCCAAUCACCCAAACAUGGCAUCAGAAUGGCUGCAAGUGCCCUCCAAACACAAUACCGAUCCGAAGGACCAAGGAGGAGGAUGUCCUGAGGGCUAGCUCUAUCAGGAGGUAUGGGAAGAAGAGGCCAAGGAGCAUACCGAACUUCUUUUCCGUUGAUGAUCCUAACAAGCUCAAUGUGACGAUUGGCCACCAGCACGCCAUAGCGUAUACACCGAAGGCUAGGUACUAUGGAACCAAAACCAGCAUCAAUCUGUGGCAACCAACUAUUGGGAGGGCCAAAGAUUUCAGCUUGGCCCAGCUCUGGAUCUCUGGGGGUUCCUAUAGCGGCAACGACCUCAAUACAAUUGAAGCAGGAUGGCAGGUUUACCCUGAGUUGUAUGGAGAUAGAAAUACAAGACUCUUCAUAUACUGGACUCGUGAUGCAUAUCGAAGAACAGGUUGUUAUAACCUACAGUGCUCAGGGUUCAUCCAAAUAAACAAUCAGAUCGCCAUUGGUGGUAGCUUCUCCCCUGUAUCCAGUUACGGUGGCUCACAAUAUGAAAUAACUAUUUUAAUCUGGAAGGAUCCAAAGGGGGGCAACUGGUGGUUGAAAGUAGGAAACCAUACUUUGGGCUAUUGGCCAUCAACCAUCUUCUCCUACCUGCAAAUUAGUGCAUCCUAUGUCAUGUGGGGAGGAGAGGUGUACUCGCCUUACGCCGACCAAACUUCGACAGACAUGGGCAGUGGGCACUUCCCUGGGGAAGGGCUCAGCAAGGCCAGCUACAUCAGGAACAUACAAGUGGUCGAUCCGUUCAACAAACUCAGUUCACCAAAUGUUCUGGGACUGGGGAACAAGCAGCCCAACUGCUACAACGUGGAGAGCAGCACCAAUAGCGUCAACUGGGGCACUUACAUCUUCUAUGGAGGACCAGGGAAGAACCCUAGCUGCCCAUAGUAGAACCCUAGCGCGCGGCACCAUAUCGAUCUCCUUGUCACAUGACGGAUAACCCUUUAGCAAUGCAUUACGUACGCAUCACUAGAGGCCCAGUAAGUAUUGUUAGUGUCUAUACUAGCGCUUGUAUAUGUGUUGCAACAUGUGGCGCUGCAAGCAUAAAUUGCUUCAUAUGUAGGUAUCUACAUAUGCAUUAUAUUGGGUAAGAUAUAUAUGAAGUUUGGAAGAAAUAUGUUAAA
Setaria italica (foxtail millet) is the source of this 1469-nucleotide messenger RNA. RefSeq lists its product as uncharacterized. Lineage: Eukaryota; Viridiplantae; Streptophyta; Magnoliopsida; Poales; Poaceae. The coding region runs from base 1 to 1233 and encodes 410 amino acids. The transcript is spliced from 7 exons. The record is from RefSeq and is a predicted model, not a curated record.